Messenger RNA from Paraphaeosphaeria sporulosa, 660 nucleotides. RefSeq lists its product as uncharacterized. Gene Ontology annotation, biological process: regulation of lipid metabolic process. Gene Ontology annotation, cellular component: mitochondrion. The record is from RefSeq and is a predicted model, not a curated record. Lineage: Eukaryota; Fungi; Ascomycota; Dothideomycetes; Pleosporales; Didymosphaeriaceae. The transcript has 2 exons. The annotation marks the transcript as partial.
AUGUCGCUCACACUGAAAAUUGCCUCUCUUGCCGUUCGAACACUUGCGAAGCCUAUAGCUACCCAAAUAAAACGCAAUGCCCACGAGCACGAACGAUUCCGCGGCUACUGCGUGAGGUUCGCACAGCGUCUCCACAGGUUCGACAUGCGGAUGCGACUCGGCCUUCUCCAAGACCCUGCCGUCAUCGACCGCCAGGUAGCUAAGGAAAUCAAGGCUGCCGAAGCCGCGCGGAAGAAACUAGAUCAGACGCCAACAGUGAAAACAGAGGCAGAGACGGUCGCGGAAGAAGCAAUGACAGAAAAGGAAAAAGAAGCCGCGAGGAAGAAGAUCGAGGCAGAGGCAAAGGCAGCGAUCGAAGCAGCGACCAGACGACGUCCCCUUUCCGAAACGAAGGCGAUCGAAAUGGGCGCAAAUUUUGUAGCCGAGGCCUUCAUAUUCGCUGUAGGAAUCAGCGUUAUAGUGUUCGAGCAGUGGAGGCAGAGAAGAAAGGCGAGGAACCAGCGCGACGACAUUCGCGAAGACGUAGAAGAGCUGAAGGAAGAGUUCAAGAGUGUCAGGGAAGAAUUGGCGGAGCUGAAAUCAUAUCAUUCUGAACCGAGCUCGACAAGCUUGCUCCCUAAGUUCUUGACAGGAAAGAGCGAACCCCAGAAGCCGACCGAA